CUAUCCAUAUGGGCUUGAACGCCACCGGAAACCCAGUCUCUAACCGCGACGCUCCAACAACCGUACUACCCGGGGCGGGACCUUUUGAAAUCUCCAAUGGGUGCAAAGUGUGCGUGUGUUCUGCAUCUACGGCCACUGCUGUGUCACCAGCGACUCUUCCCACACACAUCGUCAGAUGGUGGUCACACCAUGCAGCCAACGGCAACUUUCUAAUAUACACUCUUGGUUCCAUUCUCCUUUGGCCUCGCCUCUCACGCUUUUUUCUUUUCUGGCGAAGUUACAACCGUACGCAACCGACAGGCCCGACACGACCCAUCCUAAGUCACGUCGGAGGCCGAGAUUUGCAAGGGGCCCCAAUAGAUGACAACCCGGGGAAGCUCUUGUGAAACCAUGGUACCCUUCCCCCGUUGAGCAGACAGACGUAGCCGAAGCCGACAAGCGAACGGUCAAGCGUCUGUGUCACCCAUCAUCUCCCAUCACAACAGCCCUGAACCGCCCAAGACGUGUUGGCCAUGUCAUGCCCUGGACGCAAGCCGCAAAGUCCGGACGAAGUAGCGAGCCUAUUCAACGCCCCGACUUUGCCCGCCAUAUCGACUGAGCCGACCUGACCAAGGCAGAGGAGCGAGUGCGCCUGGUCCCAUAAGUCCCCCAACUCCGCAAACCCCGUGGGCACAAUGUUGGUACGACAUUCAAAGGAUUUCCCCCGCUUCGGCGUCCGGCCGAAGACGCCCGCCCAGCAGAACAUGACGACAGCGUCAAAAUCCACCGCAUCGAGGGCAAACCCCUUCUUCUCGCCAGACUUUCUCGAUGACACAUGCAACGCUCGCCCCCGUCGGCAGCCGCUCUCGAGUGUGGAAGUGUUGCUGUCUCCGUCAUCUCCCCUCGUCAAUUCACGAGAUCUGCACGAACACACCUCAUAUCCAUCCUCGGUGGCUGUCGUCAUGCUACCUACCAUCUGGUCGUGAUCCUGUAUUUUUCCCCAUGGUCCUGCCUAUUCCGCCUUUCCGCUAUCCCACCUCACCUAAUUCCGAUCCUUGUCUUGCACUCGCUUGCGGCGUAGACUCAUUUGUGGGCGUUGCUACAACCCCAUCGUUCGGUCGCCCACGCCCGACCUCAUCGUCCCAGGUCUGUCUGUUCUGGUGCUUUGUCAGCUUCCUGGGCUAAGACCACUGUGUGAGUUCAAAGUACGGGUACCUAGGGUAGGAGGUGUGGCGGGGUCGUAGGUGGCUUCAGCAAUUCCCUCUCGCAUCGGACUUGGUUGGAUUCGUCUUCAACUACUCCGCAUCCUUGGACACCCGGAAAUGUCACUUUGCACCAACGACUGGCCCUUCUCCCUUUACCGUAGGCCAUCCUUGCUGUCACGUUGUGAUUU
This is a messenger RNA of Colletotrichum destructivum, 1372 nucleotides long. RefSeq lists its product as uncharacterized. The record is from RefSeq and is a predicted model, not a curated record. The transcript has a single exon. Bases 9 to 386 code for a protein of 125 amino acids. Lineage: Eukaryota; Fungi; Ascomycota; Sordariomycetes; Glomerellales; Glomerellaceae.